Molecule: messenger RNA, 680 nt
Organism: Drosophila navojoa
Lineage: Eukaryota; Metazoa; Arthropoda; Insecta; Diptera; Drosophilidae
Gene: Prx5
Product: Peroxiredoxin 5
Biological process (GO): hydrogen peroxide catabolic process; cellular response to oxidative stress; cell redox homeostasis
Cellular component (GO): cytoplasm; peroxisome; mitochondrion
Molecular function (GO): thioredoxin peroxidase activity
Source: RefSeq, a predicted model, not a curated record
GCUUUGCAUUGGCAAUUGAGUGAGUGUCAGAAAUGCAGGCGUGCAAUUUUCUUAGCCGAGUUGUUAACUCUACGAAGCCGAACGUGCGGUCUUUUUCCAGAACCCUUGGAGCUAUGGUUAAGGUUGGAGAUAAAGUCCCGUCUGUGGACCUCUUUGAGGACUCCCCAGCGAAUAAGAUAAACACCGGCGAGCUAACAACUGGCAAGAAAGUGAUCUUUUUCGGUGUGCCCGGUGCUUUUACACCUGGCUGUUCGAAAACUCAUUUGCCGGGCUACAUAAGUGGAGCAGACUCUCUUAAAGCCGAACAGGGUGUGGAUGAAAUUGUUUGCGUCUCCGUCAACGAUCCGUUUGUGAUGUCCGCCUGGGGCAAGGAGCACGGAGCAGCUGGCAAAGUACGAAUGCUAGCGGAUCCUGCUGGACUCUUUGCGUCUGCAUUGGAUGUGAAUAUCGAUCUUCCUCCAUUGGGUGGUGUACGAUCCAAGCGUUACUCCAUGGUCGUGGAAAACGGCGAGGUUAAAGAGUUAAACAUCGAACCCGAUGGUACUGGCCUCAGCUGCUCGCUGGCCAACAACAUUGGUAAGAAGUAAAAAUGAAUCACACAGUAAUAAUAGUGCCGAAAUAUCAUGUUUUCAAUUACUAAACAGCUAUGUAGGGAUUAAAUAAAAAUGCAAUUAGAUGAA